ACGUCACGGGAGCGCCCGAACAGUGGGGAAGCCACCAGUGGUAGAGCUGGCAAAGACGGAAAGGAGGGAAAGAGACAGAAGAGAUAAUAGACAGGAGCGAUACGAGACAGGAAGACAAGCCCCCGAAAGAGAGCGUUUCACCUCGGCUGUUACGUUACGAAACGUCACUUUAAGGUUUGACAGCAGCGAAAUAACUGAAGAGAUGUGACUGGCCUUCUUUUGCACAGAGCUUAUUUCACAACCGAGGGCAGUAGAGUAAACAGCCGCAGUGAUCCCAUCAUCCCAGGCCUUGUGGAUUUAGUUGCCGCCUUAACCUAAAGGGAUGCCUUAUUGAUUCCUGCUUUUCUAACAAAGCCCAUUGAUUACAGCACGGGUGUUAGAAAGGCCUUGAUCACAGCUAUGUCAACACUGCAUCAGGAUAUUUCAAGUCAAGAAGGACUUCUGUAGAAUAGGGACGGGAGUUUUUUUGUUUCAGCUGUUCACUUUAGUAUUUCAGAUUUUUUUGGGACAACCAGUUUACAUUUUUUGUGUAAUUUUGAGCAUAUAUUUUUGAUUUGCUUAAUUAAUCAUUUGAACCAGUCACUAUUUCGUCUCUACAGUAAACACAGCAUUACAACCCUUACCAUGUACGGUAGCUCCCGUUCCGUCUCAAAGCUGGAUGUUGUUGGAUCCAAUGGUAACGGGUCAGUGUCUGGGAGCCCCGGGCGCUCCCCGCGCCUCCCUCGCUCUCCACGCCUUGGACACAGACGAAACAGCAGCAGCAGCUCCACCAGUGGACUCACUGGCUCCUGUAAAACCCUGUCUAUGGAGAACAUUCAGUCUCUAAAUGCUGCCUACGCUACAGGCGGUCCUAUGUACUUCACUGACACAGUUGAUGACUCGAUUGGCGUUGGGAGCGUGGGCAGCGGGCUGAACCCCUCGCUGCCCAAAAGCACCAUGACCCUGGGCAGGGCUGGGGCCAGGGUCCCCUAUGGGGUCAGGGCGGCCAUCAUGGGGAGCAGUCCUAAUAUAAACACUGGAGGGGGAGGGGGAGGGGGUGCAAUGCAUAGUGAUGCAAUAGCAUUUGGGGGGGAGCUGCAAAACCAGCUUUCACAGGCGGCCACUGUGCCACACUCCAUGAGACAGGUGAGAGACGGUGCCAUGUCAGACCUGCAGACACAGUUAAGAGAAGUGCUGAGAGAGAAUGAACUACUACGUAGAGAAUUGGAGAAUAAAGAGUCCAAGCUGAGCUCCUCUAUGAACUCUAUUAAGACGUUUUGGAGUCCAGAGCUGAAGAAGGAGAGGGCGCUGAGGAAGGACGAAGCAACAAAGAUUGCCCUGUGGAAGGAACAGUACAGAGUGGUGCAGGAGGAAACGCAGCAUUUUCAGUGCACCAUCCAGGCUUUACAGGAUGAGCUCAGAAUCCAGCGAGAUCUUAAUCAACUCUUCCAGUCCGAUUACUCCUCGGGUCACCUCGGAAAUCAGACCAUCCCCCCACAGGAAAUGACAGAAGAGAACUUCCUGCGUCUCCACAGCGAGUACGAGCGACAGAUGAAAGAGCUCUUCCUCCUAAGGAAGACUGUGGAAGAAAUGGAGCUGAGGAUAGAUACACAGAAACACACACUAACUGCCAGGGAUGAAUCCAUAAAAAAGUUACUGGAAAUGUUGCAGAGCAAAGGCCUGUCGUCACGGGCAACUGAGGAGGACCAUGAACGAACAAGGCGAUUGGCCGAUGCUGAGAUGACCAUCCACCAACUGGAGGGCCUACUGGAGCAAAAAGACAAGGAGAUGCUACAACUCAGAGAGGAGCUGCACAGGAGAUACGAAGCAGCUCCAGAAUCAACAAAGACCAAGGCCUUGCAGACAGUCAUCGAAAUGAAGGAUGCAAAGAUCAGCUCAAUGGAGCGCGGCCUAAGAGAGCUGGAGGAGGAGGUGAACAUGCUCAAGUCCAACGGAGCUCUGAGCAGUGAGGAGAGGGAGGAGGAGAUCAAACAGAUGGAGGUCUACAGAUCUCACUCCAAGUUCAUGAAAAAUAAGGUUGAGCAGCUGAAGGAAGAGCUAACUCAAAGCCAAUCAGAGAAGGACGAGCUAAGGCAACGAGCCAAUGAGCUCCAGCGGGAGGUGUCUUCAAUGGAACAGGCAAAGCAGGAUCUGAGUCGUAAGGACAGCGAGCUGUUGGCUUUCAGGACCAAACUGGAGACUUUGAACAAUCAGUUUUCUGACAGUAAACAACACGUGGACGUCCUCAAGGAGUCACUCACUGCCAAGGAACAGAGAGCCGCUAUACUGCAGACUGAGGUGGAUGCGCUGCGUCUCCGUCUAGAGGAAAAGGAAUCUCUCCUUGCAAAAAAGAGUCAGCAGAUAUCCGAGCUGACAGAGGAGAAAAGCACUCAGCAUGGAGAGAUCAGCGACCUCAAAGACAUGCUGGACGUCAAGGAACGCAAAGUUAACGUUCUGCAGAAGAAGAUAGAGAACCUCCAGGAUCAGCUGAGGGAUAAAGAGAAACAGCUGGGCGGACUGAAAGACAGAGUCAAGUCUUUACAGACGGACACCUCUAACACCGACACAGCACUCGGAACACUGGAGGAGGCUCUGGCUGAGAAGGAGCGAAUCAUAGAGCGGUUGAAGGAGCAGCGGGAGAGGGAGGAAAGAGAAAAAGGGGACGAGAUGGAGUCUAGCAAGAAGGAGCUGAAGGAGUUGAGGGAGAAAGUGUCCCAUCUGCAGGCUGACCUGUCUGACCGUGAGACUUCACUGUUGGAUCUGAAGGAGAAGGCUUCCUCUCUGGCUUCCUCCACUCUGAAGAAGGACAACAGGCUGAAGACUCUGGAGAUCAGCCUGGAGCAGAAGAAAGAGGAGUGUGUUAAACUAGAGAACCAACUCAAGAAGGCUCGGAGCGCAACAGCAGAUUCCCAGGCCAGCACCGAACUAUCUGAACGCAUCUCCUGCCUGGAGCAGGAAGUGACCCGGCACAAAGAGGAUGCCGAGAAGGCCCAGUCCGAGGUGGAACGACUUCUGGAGAUCCUGAGGGAGAUGGAGAAUGAAAAGAACGACAAGGAGAAAAAGAUCCACGAAUUGGAGAGAGAUCCCUCUGCCUCUCAUCUGUGGCGUUCUCAGCAGUCACGAAAGCAAGCCCCUCCCCCUGCUGCCUCUCAGCAGCCAAUGGGGGGGCUGGUAUGGGACUACCUGGGCACUUUUGCCUCAAGGGAUUUUCAACAAUCAUUCUGCAAACCACAACAUAAGCAGAUGAAGGACCAGUCGAAGAAGGUGGCCAACCUGAAACAGAAGGAGCAGCUGGAGAAGAGCAGGAACGCCCAGCUGAUGGAGGAUGCCAAGAAGAGAGAGCACAAUCUGAAUGAAAACUCCCAGCAAAUACAGGACGCCCUCCGUCUGAAGGAGGAGCGCAUUGAAGAGCUGGAGGAAGCGCUCAGGGAAAGCGUUCAGAUCACAGCGGAGAGGGAGGUGGUGCUCGCCCAGGAGGAACAGGCACGCACACACUCCGAGAAACAGCUCUCUAACAUUCCAAUGCAUGAGUUCACCACAGCCGGCUUUAGGUGGUCAAAGGUGGAGGACCUGCUGGUGGCCAUGGAGAGGGUGAAACAGGAACUGGAUGUGAUGAAAGCUAAGCUGUCAUCAACUCAACUUUCACUGGCCGAGAAGGAAGGUCACCUGACCUCCCUGCGGGCCGAGCGGCGGAAACACCUGGAGGAGGUCCUGGAGAUGAAACAAGAGGCGCUGCUGGCAGCCAUAAGUGAAAAAGACGCCAACAUUGCCCUGCUGGAACUCUCCUCAUCCAAGAAGAAGAAAACCCAGGAGGAGGUGGCAGCUCUGAAGAGGGAGAAGGAUGGUCUGGUUCAUCAGCUCAAACAGCAGACUCAAAACCGGAUGAAGCUGAUGGCAGACAACUAUGAGGACGAACACCUUAAGGUGUCCUCUCCAACCGCAGAGCAGCCCAACAAUCACAAGCCUUCCCCAGACCAGAUUCUCUCUCCACUCCUGGAUCUCAAUCAGAAUCGCAGUAAACUGAAGCUGUACAUCAGUCACCUGACCUCACUGUGUCAGGAGCGAGACCCAAUCAUACUGCAGGACUUCGCCCCACCCCCCGCCUAUCACCGCUCUGACUCCGCCUCCUGGCAUACGCAGCUGCACAGCAUGACGCAGGAACAGUUGGAGGCCGAGUUAGCGCUGUGUGAGAGGGAGGGGGCGGAGCUCCAGGAGUACGCCAAUCAAGUCUUGCAACAGAUCGCAGACCGAUGCCCCGACAUUUUGGAACAAGUGGUCAACGCUCUGGAGGACAGCUGCUGACAUAGAAACACACACACACACGCUGAAAGAAACAAAAAAUAAGCUUACGUACAGACAUGAACUUCCCUGCCAAGUCAGAAAGCAAGCAAACAUGCACAGGACCAUCAGAAGUCUCCAGCAAGCUCCCAUAAUCCCCUGAUACUCAAAACAAAUCACAGGAUGAAGACUUUCUCUUCCAACCGGUUUUUCACUCAUCUCAUUUUCGGAAAAAGGGAUCUACAAAAAAUACACGUCAUUACUGAAAGGUAUUCUUCCACUGUGUGUUUUGCUUUUAUUUUGAACAAACCGUGCCAGCUGAGGGAAAUAUUGUUCAUGUUUCAGUUCAUAGUGCUUUGUUGGCAUGCAAGUUAGUUGGAAAUAGUUGAUGUUUUUGAGACAGUAAACACGUAUUUUCCUAAAUACUCCGAUAAGCCUUCUGCGACACGUCACAUCUUGUGUCCUUCCAGGCAAUCAGCAACUGUAAUCGUAAUUUGAUGUAUUUUAUGGGUGGAAAAUAUUUUUAAACUGUAUGAAAAAGGUAAAAGUGAGUCGAGCUUGCCAGGUUGUUUCUGAUGCCAGACUUACAUGCUAUUACUACAUUGUUAUUUGAUUGGUUCAGAUACAAAAGUGUUUAUUUCAGCUGCCUUUGAUUCUUUACGUCAUUUGCUGCUAUCUUUUUUUUAAACUUUAAGUUUCUAUUUUUCUUCCAUGUCUUGUUUUUUUUUCCCCCCCGAUGAAACGUCCCAACUUGCAGUUUCUUUCAGCAGUGAUCUCUGGAUAGUUGUGUAUAUUGUAAAGAGAGAACUUUAUUGAACAGAAGUACAGCUUUCAUAAGGCAAACAUGACACUUUCAUCGUUUUUCCCCCCCCCAUAAUUGAUGAAAGACACAAACCCCAAAAAUCUCGCAAUGCUCCCUUUAUUAAAACACAAAAGUGUGGAUAUUUUGUGUUUCUUAUUAACCUAAGAAAAACAUGUUCGGUUAUGGUGUCCAUGCUGAGAUUAGGUUGUGUUCAGACAAUCCCUCACUCACCAUUGUGUGACAAUCCCUUUAGAGUUAACACGGAUAAAUCUGAACUUACCUUCCCUAAUUGAAGCAUCUUUUUUUUUUUCUUGGGAGGUAGUGAAUAUUAAAUCAUUUCUAUAUUUUUUCUUCCUUUUGGUAAUAUAUAUAUAUAUAUAUAUAUAUAUAUAUAUAUAUACACACUAAUCUUGUUUAAUUGAAAAAAUAUUGUCAUGUAUUGGUUGAUAUGUUACAUAAUGUGUCAAAACUUUUCUUUUUUAUGUGAUUUGCAAGUAGCCACCGAUUUGUUCCGUGAGCAGGAGACUGUUACUGGGAACGUAUGGCACGAGGCUCUGUGUCCACCGGGGACAUUUUCACAGAAUUGGUUUCUUGUUGUUGUUCACAGUGGAAAUGACACUCUGGUGCAUGUUUCCCACGACGCCGACAGUCUUAGCAUGAUUAAAACGCUAACAGCACUAGAGGCUCACGUUUUUUUUUUUACUUCUAGCAAAACCUCAUGUAACGUUUUGUUUUGUUUUUUUUUUCUUUUUUUUUGUCUUAUACUGUAGUGAGUGCUGAAGCCAUGACUGGCCUCAUGCAACUGUUUAACGCUAUCCUUUAAAAGAAAUACCUGGUGGAGACAAAGCCUAGAGAGGGGGAUUUACACGUCACACUCGAAUCUAAUUUUACACCAUCGAAAGGCUUUCCAAAGAAGCCCCAAAAAAAAGAUUUUAUUCACUAAGCUGUCUAUUAAAAAGCAAAUGGGGAGUUUCAUUCCAAAAUAUUACAGGUGCAGGUUCCUCAAAUGUUACCAGUUUGAAAUUGCUAAAAGCUUCAAAAGUCAUGAGAAUUUGACAAAUGGCUCUUAUUUUGGAAAUAAACUUCAUCAGAUAUGAGCUUGUGUUGUAGUUCCAGUAUUUUGUUGUCUGUUUUAAAUUGAUGUUUGGAAGCGGGAUGACCGCAACUAACCGCAACUUCGUUGUGGAUUAAAAAUGGGAGAAUAGAAUAAAAUAUGGAUUUAUCUUUA
Molecule: messenger RNA, 6287 nt
Organism: Etheostoma spectabile (orangethroat darter)
Lineage: Eukaryota; Metazoa; Chordata; Actinopteri; Perciformes; Percidae
Product: ELKS/Rab6-interacting/CAST family member 1
Exons: 26
Coding region: 625-4281 (1218 amino acids)
Biological process (GO): neuromuscular synaptic transmission; maintenance of presynaptic active zone structure; regulation of synaptic plasticity
Cellular component (GO): cytoskeleton of presynaptic active zone
Molecular function (GO): structural constituent of presynaptic active zone
Source: RefSeq, a predicted model, not a curated record